GCUACUCUGUGCCCCCCCUCCCUUUUGUUCUUUUUCUCUUUCGGCAUCCCCCCAUCCCCCACUACCCCUCUCUCUCUCUCUCUCCCUCCAUCUCCCACUCUCACCAUGAGUGUGUGUAUGUGUGUGUGAAUGCUUCUGCGUUUUCAUACCGCCUGCAAAAAAGCCCCCAAAUCGCUGGAGCAAAGGGGAAGACGAGCCGGAGGAGAAAAGGCAGAGAAAGGCCAGAGUAAAAGAAGGCGUUCAUAACGGACUAAUACACGGAAAUCUGCCUGUAUACAUUUCAGAUCGAUUUGCAUAUCCAUCCCUCCUUCAUUUGCCUUUGCUUCAGUGAGAAUGGCAGGCGGACCCCCCUCUGACAAAUACACUUUUCUCUACCCGACAGACAGCAGCUUAAAGAGUAAGAGCAGAGUAUCCAGUAUGAACCCUGUGUACAGUCCAGUGCAGCCAGGGACUCCGUACGGAAACCCCAAAACCAUGGCCUACACAGGUUACCCAGCAGGCUAUCCUACUGCAGCGCCUGCCUACACACCAAGUCUCUAUCAGACAGGCAGUCCAGGGUACCCUCCAGGCUAUACCGCAGGGACUCCGUAUAAAGUUCCCCCGUCUCAGUCCAAUGGUGCUCCUCCACCAUAUUCCCCCUCUCCGAACACGUACCCCUCAGCCAUGUACCCCAUCCGCAGUGCCUACCCCCAACAGAACCUCUACACUCAGGGAGCCUACUACACCCAGCCUGUGUAUGCUGCACAGCCCCAUGUUAUCCAUCACACCACGGUGGUGCAGCCCAACAGCAUUCCUUCUGCCCUGUACCCUGCCCCAGUGCCCCCUGUGACCCCCCGGCCCAGUGCACUUACCAUGGGCAUGGUGGCAGGAACCACGAUGGCCAUGUCUGCAGGAACGCUGUUGACCACACCCCAGCACACUCCCAUCGGACCACACCCUGUUACGGUGCCAACGUAUCGUCCGCAAGGAACACCUGGUUACAGCUAUGUGCCACCUCAUUGGUAGAGCCCACCUGUCAAUCAUAUCUGGAGUUAAACGUCGUAUGCAAAAUCCUCAAGUGUUACACGGGCUCUCUGUGAUCAGCAGUCGCGUCUGCCGAAACAGAAGAAAAUAAAAAGGUCACUUUAUGCAUUCUUACGUCUUUUUGUAAAAGCUGCUUUUUAUUUUUUUUUAUUUAAUUUUUUUCCCUCCAUAUUGUUCUAAUUUAAUUUCCUCUUGUUUUAGUCUUACUAUUCCUGACCUAUGUUGUUGCAUAAGUUUUUUUUUUUUUUUAUUAUUAUUUUUUUAUUUUUUAUCAUAAUUAUUAACAAUCAACUCCUGCAGAAACUCCAGAAUGAUUUUGACCAAUUACGACUUUGAAACAAUGUGUGUUUUCUUUUUGUUUUGUUUUUUUUUUUGUUUUUGUUUGUUUGCUUUUUUUAAUAUUGUUGUUGUUCUUGUUCAUAUUGUUCUAUUUUUCCCCUGUUAAGUGGGAAUGUACAUUGCACCAUGCUCAUCAUCAUGUCUGUCAUGCCAAAUAUUAUACAAUUUAGUAACAGUAGUGCAGGGUUUUUCCUUUACAUUUGUGUAGAUUUGUCAUUUUCAGAUUCCCUUAUCAGAAGGGCUGAGACGGGUUUCUGCAUUUCGGUUUUGAUUUCGCACCAAUUCCUUCUGUUCAUCUUCUAGCGUUGACAACAAGGGUGUCUUCCAGCUUGUAGCAGUUUAUUAGGUACAUUUGUAAUAAGUUUAGCAGUGCAUAGGGCAGCUCGACAUGGUUCAAACUUCAUUAGGAUGUCGAGCGCUUACACUAAUCUCAGUUAUUCACUUAGUAGAGGACUCCGGUUACUUUAUUUAUUGAAUCAUCUGGAUAGAGUAAGCUUCUAAAUCAUGACAUGCAUAUUAUAAUUCUAUAGAUGCAUGUGAUGUGCAGAUAUGUGCUAUUGCAAAGGUUUGCAGUUGCACAUACACGCUGAAACACCUGCCAACACACAGUCUCAGUGGAGGCAAGUAAUGUUUAAAUGGCACUUAGGCUGAAGGAUCAGGGUCAGUUUUCAUCGUAAUGUUAAAUACGUGACAGAGGACGUUCGGGAUCGACAGGGUCCUGAUUUCAUUCAAUUUAGGAGCUCUAAAUUAUAGUGAAGCAUAAGUAUGAAACACACUGACAAACCAAAUAUGGAACAGCAAAUCAGCAAACAUUAGCAUCAAUUUUAAGAAAGGUAUUUAUUGUACACACACACAUGCACAUUGCUGGUCGGCUAUAGGACACAUCAUUAUGGAUAAGAUUAAUAUCGUAAGAUUUUUUCCAGUAAGAAGAAACAUCAGACUAAACAUUUUACUGAUGCUUUAAUUUAUAUAUAUUUUUUCCGAAUGUACUCAUACUCAUAUGAAAUGUUAAAAUGAGUAUUUUGCAAAAAAAAUUAAAUAUUAAAGAAACCUUAGUUGUUCAAUCAAAAGAAUUACUUCUUGCUACAGUAACUUGCAUAAUUUUGCAUUAAAUAUCAUAACUAAGAUAACAGAAUAAAUGAUUUUUUUUCCUUCCCAUAGUCAUACUUGCAGUAAUUAUCUCCCCCUCCUGGUUUUAUCUGGUGUUUGUGUUUCUGAAUUUGUUGUUGCGUUUUUGGUUUGUCGGUGUGUUUCGCAUUUAGCAAAGGGAUUUAAAGGGAUUUUAUCAUGCAUUAUUCUGCAUUUAGAACAAAACAGUAAUGAUGGCACAAAGUAGAAGAACAACUCUGUGUUCACUUUAAAAAGUGACAAAUUAUUGCUCCAGUUUUUCGCUUGCUGGCAUGCACGCUACGUUUUUUUCAGUGUUCCAGUAGAAAGUGGUUUUUAUAGGUUACUGCAAACCUGAUACCCAGUUACCUUUAAAAAUGCAUUGAUAUGUUAUUUCUUUUGGUUUAAAUUGUACUCAUUUAACAAAUUGUUCAUAUCAAGCAUUGACUAUCCAACAUUGCAGACAGUUUAGGGAAAUCUUGAUGUGAUUGUAACUGUGCCAUAAUCAGAUGCUUUGUAUACGGGAUGUAGACCAAUGGGCAGAUCUUUAGGUCUGAGAGAUGGGUAUGUCUUUUAGCUCAUACAAAUACUUGUUUCUGUGUUUUUGAGAAACUCAAAUGUAUAAUCAUAAAUCUCAGACGUUGUUGCUAACUAGCAUUUGCAUUGAAUGAUAUUAAUAUUUAUAAAUAUAACCUUUUAAAUCCUGUCAGGUUAGCUCAUGUUUCAAGAGUAUGAACCUUUAUAAAUCUGACUCAGUCUAAUUUAUCAGAUGUUAUCUGAGAGGAUUUGAUGAUGGCUAGCUGGAUAACAAAGCCUUUGAUAAUGUAUGAGCAUAUAUGACUGCCAAUGAAAGUUGGAAGAUCUUAUAUAGACUCAAUAACACACACACUUUAUUUACAGCUUUCAAGCAAAGUUAAACUAGAGCUAAUAAUUCAGACAUUCCGACCUCUGACUAGGAAAAAACAAACAAUAUUACUCAUCCGCAUGGCUCUGCAUACUCUCCAAUGUACUGCUUUUAAAUAUAAUUUAAGUAGUAUUUGCUUUAGAUGAGUCGACAUACAGACAUAACUCUGUAUGCUGUUUUGAGAAGGUAAAUACAUCAUGAACAUUGAAGUUAAUAACUGGCUUGGACAGAGCAAACAAAAUAUGAUUUUUCCUCUACCUUGUAGCUCGACUGUGCAAAGGUCAAAAAUGACAUAAUUCCUACUUCAGAGUUAACAGAAAUGCAGCAGCAUUCAAAGUCAAUUCUAUUUUCAUAUCUGGUCUCAAGGACAUGUCCAUGUUUUCAUAUAUGGCUUUCAGGUCAUGCCCACUCAGUGUAUAUUCAGUGUACAUUUCCCUAUAUAAGCCCACCACAUGUCCAUAUGUGGACUCAAAGGUGCACCUUCCGUCGUGCAGACAUUCCGUGUUGACACUGAGGUUGUGUGCUGCCACAGGAAGUCACGUUGUCCCUUCCUAGUGUUAAUGUAGGAUAAGAACAAGUAGAGCAGAAAAAGGCAUAAAGGUGACCAGUUGAGAAAUCCCUCUCGUCCUCUGUGAACAUUUGGGCCCUGAGGCCUCGCUGCACGGAUUUGAGAAGUACUUGUUAAAUGCAAUAAUUAAAAACUGCCUUGGCAUAUAACAACAUUGAAAGAGAGAAUGUUGUGAAUCCUAAUCCCUUGUAAUCUAUGAACGCACUUCAGUACAUAUCAAUUACUUUAUAAAAUAAUAUCAGCAUAUUGACACAUAGAUACAUAAUAAUCAAAUAUACGGUACACUCUAUUUAAUGAUCUACUAAAAGAAGACAAGUAUAUAUUACAGUACCCAUUAGGUUUGAUUAGGAAUGUGCCGAUAUUCAGUUUUUCAAUGACGAUCAUUUAGGGCAGCCUUUAUAAAUAUUACCAUGAAAUUGUGUAUUAAAAAAACAAUCUUUCACUUUGGCUAGCAUGAAUUUUUUAUUUUUGUAGCACAGAAGGAGUGUAAUUGAAGGAAACUGAUGGCUGAUAUGGGGAGCACACAUGCUCUUAAAUGGAAAAAACAGGGUUACUGAUGCUAUCCUGAAAUACAUUUUAAAGAAUUCUGCUGCAGUCUGUUCUAAAGGCAUCUCCCACAGGAGCCACAAUUUUUUUUAAAGGAUCUGUCUUGUCUGGUUGCACUUUAAGGACAAACAACCUCAAACAGCAGCAGCAAAUAAAAUCUUUCUUGUAACUAAGGCUAAAUUGCAUGUCAAUUAAACUGCACAUGGUAACUGCAUAAGUCAUGAGAUCACAGUAGAUUAGUGAACUGAUUUUGAACAGAAGGAUUUCUGACCAUCAACAAACAGAUAUACAAGCACAGAAAUGAAAAUUUGUAAACUUACUCCGCAGAAAAGACAGCAAGCUGCAACUCUCAUGGAAAUCUGUUCCAGUGUAUGGAAUUAUGGGAUUGCCCACACCAAGAAAGGUAUAUGCAGUGUUGCCCUCAAAAAUUCCAAGAAUAAGACCGGCUUCUUGUUGGGAGUAUGCAAAUGCUUAUCAUAUUAUUGACUAUCGGCACAUCCCUAGUCAUGAAAGUAAUAUUAUUCUCAAUAAACACAUUUAUCAUUUAGGCUACUCUACCACUACUUGAAAUAUUUUAAUCUGAAUAGAAGACUCACAGAGAUUUUAUGAAACGUAAAGACACUCAGAUAUCAAGGUCAGUUUUUAGCAAAGCUUUUGAGAAACAUUCCUUUAUCCAAAAGGAGAGAGUGAGAGGAAGAAAACUUGCACAAGAUUACAACCAAACUACUUUCCACUUUUUUUAUAUACGUUUGUGGCAGCAUAGGACAAAAAUUCUUCAAAAUUUUUUCGGAAUACAGUUUUGUUGUUCUUUUGACUGUAUCCCAAUCACAGCCUACCAUCUGCCAUGUCAAAUCUAUACACUUGCAAAAAUGUAAAAGUAAAAAAAAAAAUAGUUGUGAAUUAAAGCAUAUAAACAUUCCAUAAUAGAGGAUAUGCAGUGCAUGUUAACAGUUGUCGGUGUUAAGCAUCUGGUUCAGACUGAGGUUACAAGGAAGCAAAUUCAGGAUAUAAAUGUCAUGUAUAGGGAUGUAUGUGGAGUAUCCAAAUGCCCAAGUAUUAAGCAUUUAUGUGUUUUCAUUCAUUGAUGAAGUACAUCGUGCCUUGCAUAAGUAUUUAACCCCCUAGAAUUUUACCACCUUUUGCAGUGCAAUCGGACCAAAUGGACCAAAUUGAGGAUUUACACAAUAUGUCUAAAUUUUGAAGAUAGAAAAUCUGUUUUAAUUGUGUUUAAAAAGUUAGUUAAACAAAAAUGCAGCUACUAGUUGCUUGUAUAAGUAUUCUUCCUUGGGUCAGAACUUGGCAGAACCACCUUUGGUUUCAAAUAAAGUUCUCUGGGAUUGGAGCUCGGCUUUUCCCAUCUGGAUUCUGAUAUCCCUGUCCUGUUCUUUUAGGUAAAAUUGUGUAACCUCUGUCAGAUUGGAUGGGAGAUUGAUGUUAACGAAAAGUAAGUUUUAUGUCUUGUGAUCAGUUUGAGGUCUGGGCUUUGACUAGGCCAUUCUAACAAAUUCUCACAAAAGUUCUUAGUAUUCUAUUGCUCAAUAGAUUUUAGUUCAUUGUCCUGUUUGGACUGCCACUGCCCUAGUCUCAAGUCUCUUGCAGACUAAACACAUCGUUUUAUCAGAUUGAAGUUGGCUUCAUCCAUGUUGCCGUCAACCCUGACCCAGUUUUCCCUUCUUUGGUUUCAUGGGCUGUUUUGUGUAGAUGGCAUUUAAUCCUAAUAAAUUCUUAUGCAAGGUAAUGUAUUACAUGCAUAACCACUGUGUUUGUAUAAAAAUUAAUUCAUCCAAUGAGAUUUCCAAUCAUUCUACCCAUAAACACCAGAGUGGUUGUAGCUUUCAGAUCAUUACUUCCUCUGUAUUACAUCUGUCAAUCACACAAACCCAUGUGUCACUACAGACAGGAAAAACGAUUAAUUGUAGUGGCAACUGAUACUCGAUCCAGCUAGCAGGAUUUUAUCCAGCUAUCCAUUUUUUCUGGUAUCUUAGGUUGUCAGAUUGUCUGUUUAUACUAGUGUGAUUGUACAAACAGUUGCUGAAUGAGCCUCGCUAAGCUACAGGCAGAUAAACUACAGGCAGAUGCUAAUGCUACUAACACGAACUGACUUAAGUUUAGAUGGUAACUAAGCAAAAGGCAUUUGGUAAGGAAUAUUUGCAUAUAAUUUAAGCAAAGUGUUUGGUAAGGUAUAGAAAAAAAACUUUUUUUGUCAUUGUUUGGCUGUUUGUCAUUGAACAAGUUUUCUUAUAACAUAUGUAAUCCUAGUAUUAAGUACUUUAUAUGUACAGUGCCCUCCAGAAUUAUUGGCACCCCAGACUUACACAACACAAAAUUGGCAUGCAUUUAUUUAAACCUAUUUAACACAUUUUAUUCAUUGGUGUAAUUUCUUCUGCAAAAUGUUUUCAAAAAUAUUGGCACCUUUCUAAUUCAUUCUUCGUGAUUUCGCACUGAGCCUCUUCCUGUAAUAUCUUAAAAAGGUUGGAGACGCUUAGUAAUAGAGGCAUAAUAAAGUUGUUGUUGUUUUUUCAUUUUCAUUUAUUUCGAAUAUUUCUCAGGGGUGUCACUAAUUUUGGUACAAAUAUUCUUCAGAGAAAAUGCUAUUAUUUUAGUUUUAAUGAAUGAUUUUGCUAGAACCAAGAUACAAAGUUUCUCCUACUGUUUGAGUGGAAAUUUUUUACAUUUUGUGUGUAAUAUUUUGGUCUUAUUUUUUAAAGCUAGUAUGUCUGGAGGGCAUUGUAAAUAUUUCAAAAAGACCUUGGUCUUUCCUUCUGUCACUUUCUCCUUUUCAAUAUUAAAGUCUGUUAACCCUUCUAGUCUUAAUAACAGUAUUAUGGCAGGCAGUGAAAUAUUGAUAUCAGAACAAAUCAGAUUUGUAAUGCAAGACUUAAUGCAAUCAAUGCAAUUUAAAGUUAUUAAUCAGUUCACUGGUUGAGGUCGCUCCUGAGAUGGAAGUCGAACCUCUUGCAUCGAAAAUGUAGGAUUUAGAAGUGUUUUUGUUGAUAUUUUUACACUAAUGAAAGUUGGUUAGAUUUGAAAGUAAAUGAGUCCACACUUACCUGUAAUUAUUGCGCUUUUUACCAUAAGUGUUAUUUAAGUUUUUAUUAAUGAUUGAUGUUCCUUUUAUUCUUAAGUAGAUGAUCAGGAGUGUGGUGCCUAACCGUGUGAGGGACAUUUCAGAGCACAGGCCUGUAAACAGUCUCAUCCUCUCAUUUAUUCUGUUGCUUUGCUGUCUUUAUAUUUGCUGGCUUCAAGAAAAAUUGUGCUACUCUUAAAUUAUCAGAUACCAGAACAUAAAAGGGUCUGUUUCUAAUUAAACAUAGUUUGUAAGUAAAAAAAAAAAAUUGCUUUCUUCAUACUAUACUAAAAUGUCCAAAUCUUAUAGUUAUGGCUUGGACAUUAUAGCAUGUGUAAAAUUAAAGUACAUCAAUUGUUUCAUGCUUUCUCUUACUAGAAUAGAAUAGAAUCAUAGGAUUCACUAAAAAAAAGACUCACAUAAUGCAUCUUUUUUUUUUUUUUUUUUUUUUUUUUUUUUUUUUACAAAGCAAGAAGAAAAA
This is a messenger RNA of Hemibagrus wyckioides, 8035 nucleotides long. It is a transcript of the gene fam168a, whose product is annotated as family with sequence similarity 168 member A. Lineage: Eukaryota; Metazoa; Chordata; Actinopteri; Siluriformes; Bagridae. Bases 334 to 1005 code for a protein of 223 amino acids. The transcript is spliced from 8 exons. The record is from RefSeq and is a predicted model, not a curated record. Gene Ontology annotation, biological process: positive regulation of base-excision repair.